AUGGAGCACCUCGUGGUGACAAUGCUAACAGCUGAUGAGGAUCAACUCAAUACACCAGCCUGGACAAUGAGCUAUAAGAUAGUUUCUGGAGACGAUCAGCAAAUGUUCAGUGUUAGCUCCAAACCUAACAAACAAGGUGCUAUCAUCAGAACAGUAAAGCCCCUUGACUUUGAGAAGCGACACGAGCACCUCCUGUUGGUGACUGUGGACAAUGACAACCCCUUCUCCACCCCACUGCGCAUUUACACAGCGUCAGUGACAGUGAGAGUGAAGGAUGAGAAUGAGGCCCCUGUCUUCCGACCAGGUGAGAGGAUCAUCUCCAAACCAGAGGAUCUGCCUGCAGGCACUGAACUGGUCACCUACUCGGCUACUGAUCCAGAUACAGAGAGAAAACAGACUGUCAAGUACAAGAUUGGCAGUGAUCCUGCUGGCUGGCUGCUGAUCGACAGUCAGACUGGACUGAUCACUGUCAGGAGCUCCAUGGACAGAGAAUCUGACUUUGUCCAGGAUGGGAAAUACACAGCUCUGAUACUUGCAGUUGAUGAUGAUGAUGAUAUUCCUGCCACAGGCACUGGGACACUGCACUCUUAGAAAAUUCCCUGUAAAAUUACAGUACAGUACAGGCAGCACGGUUGCCAGUACUUUACCGUAGAAUUAAGGUGCGAUACAGUAC
Molecule: messenger RNA, 673 nt
Organism: Alosa alosa (allis shad)
Lineage: Eukaryota; Metazoa; Chordata; Actinopteri; Clupeiformes; Clupeidae
Product: B-cadherin-like
Exons: 5
Coding region: 1-591 (196 amino acids)
Biological process (GO): adherens junction organization; cell morphogenesis; homophilic cell-cell adhesion
Cellular component (GO): catenin complex; adherens junction; membrane
Molecular function (GO): cadherin binding; calcium ion binding
Source: RefSeq, a predicted model, not a curated record